CUUCCGUGUCCUUCCCGAAGCCGGAAGUUGAGAAAUUGGAGCUGAUCAACCGGAGAGCGCAAAGCCACCGGCCGCGCCGCCGCGAAAGCCCGAGGCGGAGGAGACGGCGGCGGAGCGAAGAGUAGGCGGCGGGGAGCUAGGCGGGAAUGGCGACGGGGAGGAGGUUCCUGCAGUUCCAGUCGCUCCUCGCGCAGCAAGCCCUACGCCUCCGCGCCGCCCCGAGACCUAAACCCCAACCAAACCCCCCCCACCGAUUCCUCCACGCCCCAUCCAGUCCCGCGGCCGCCUCGCCCUCCCGCCUCCCCCUAUGGCGCAGCACUGGCUCGCUCCUGCCGGUGAGCGCGGCGGCGGCCGCGGCGGCGGCGGCAGCCGCCCGGGCCGCCGCGGCGCGGUGGCUGAUGGCCGCGCGCGAGGCGGGCUCGCUCGAGCUCUUCUCGCUGCAGCGGCGCAGGUCCUCGGGGUGGUUCCCCUCCUCGUCCAUGUUCCUUAGCGGCGUGUCCUGGACGAAGUGGUUGCCGUCCGCCGAUGGGGCAGUGUUGAUGCUCGUGGGCGCCAAUGUGGGCGUGUUCAUGCUAUGGCACCUGGCUGAUCCUAGCUUCAUGAGGAGGCAUUUUAUGAUUUCUCUUGAUAACUUCAAAAGCGGGAGGUUACACACGUUGCUCACGAAUGCCUUCAGCCACGCAGAGAGUGGUCACCUCAUCAGCAAUAUGAUCGGUCUCUACUUCUUCGGAUCAAGUAUUUCCAACAUGUUUGGUCCUGCUUUUCUACUGAAGUUGUACGUAGCAGGAGCACUUGCUGGAUCUGCAUUCUUCUUGCUAGAGAAAGCCUUCCUAGCUCCACGAAGACAGUUUUAUGGCGGAUGGGACAAUUCAAGAACUCCUGCGCUUGGUGCAAGUGCUGCUGCUAAUGCAAUUAUCCUUCUUGACAUCUUUUUGUAUCCAAAGAAACUAGUCUAUCUUUACUUCUUCAUUCCUAUUCCAGCUGCAAUUAUGGGGGCUAUUUUGAUCGGUGCUGAUUUGCUGAGGGUGAAGAGGCAAGGUCAGGUAUCAGGUACUUCUCAUUUAGGUGGUGCCCUAAUAGCUGCUCUUGCAUGGGCUCGAAUCAGGAAGGGUUGGAUCUGAUCAUGUACUCCAUCUGGUGGGCUGAUAGUUGCAACAUGUCAUUUGACGAGUUACUCAUGGACCAUGCGACUCGUCCAAGUCUCUGAUGUAGGAAUGCUUAAAAACUUCCUGGAGAAUAUCUCGGUAGCAUCGUACUAGAUAUUGUUGACUGAUUGGCAGGAAACCAUCCUUAACAUAAUAACAUUUAUCCCUGUGGUGGAUUGCAAGGGCAUUUUCAUGGCUGGUCA
Messenger RNA from Oryza sativa Japonica Group (Japanese rice), 1348 nucleotides. Its product is annotated as RHOMBOID-like protein 12, mitochondrial. Gene Ontology annotation, molecular function: serine-type endopeptidase activity. Gene Ontology annotation, cellular component: membrane. The record is from RefSeq and is a predicted model, not a curated record. Lineage: Eukaryota; Viridiplantae; Streptophyta; Magnoliopsida; Poales; Poaceae.